Euleptes europaea (tarantolino) is the source of this 2283-nucleotide messenger RNA. RefSeq names its product amine oxidase copper containing 3 (gene AOC3). The transcript has 4 exons. Gene Ontology annotation, biological process: amine metabolic process. The record is from RefSeq and is a predicted model, not a curated record. Gene Ontology annotation, molecular function: quinone binding; primary methylamine oxidase activity; copper ion binding. Gene Ontology annotation, cellular component: plasma membrane. The coding region runs from base 1 to 2283 and encodes 760 amino acids. Lineage: Eukaryota; Metazoa; Chordata; Lepidosauria; Squamata; Sphaerodactylidae.
AUGAACAUGAAAACGGUUGUUAUUCUCCUGGUCUUGGCUCUGGCCACCGUUUUUGCUUUAGUUUGUGUUUUGUUGACUAAGAAGGAGAAGGUCACGACUUGCGUCUGCUCAGAGCCAAAGAGUUCCCCAGAAGGUAUAAAUGAUGAAAAGAGCAAGAUAUUUGCUGACUUGACAGCAGAAGAGAUGACUCAAGUGGUAACAUACCUCAAGGACAAUCUUGGUGUCCAUCUACAAGAUGCCUUUCAUGCAGAACCAGCCGAUAACUGCAUUUACUAUCUGGAUGUUUACCUCCCUGUGAAAGCAGAGGCAUUGGGCUUCCUGGACCAUGGAAGGAUUCGACCCCCUCGGCAGGCAUUGGCUGUGGUUUUCUUUGGAGGCCAGCCAGAUCCAAAUGUUACAGAAUUCCUGGUAGGUCCUCUCCCAAAUCCUACAUACCAUCGGGACAUUACACUCACAAAGUUCGGCAAAAAAGUGCCAUAUCACAGCAGACCAGUGACUGAGAAGGAAUACCGGGACAUUGACUUGCUUAUUUUCCUCGAGUUCUCCAAGGCCCCCACCUUCCUCAAAGAAUGCUGUGAGUAUCCUGAGACGAACUUGGCUACUCUGACUACAGCCCCCCGAGGUCUUGAGUCUGGAGAUAGAGCUACUUGGUUUGUCCUUUUCCAGAAUGUGUUUGGCAGCGGCUAUUUUAUCUACCCUGUUGGCUUGGAGAUCCUGGUGGAUCAUAGCAGCUUGAACCGCUCUCAGUGGAAAGUGAAGAGCGUGUUCUACAAUGGCCAGUAUUAUCAGGGCCUUGCACAACUGGAAAAAGACUACAAAGACAGGCUUGUAAAGGAGGUCAGAGUGAAGAGAGUCCAGACAGAGAAUGAUUUUGCAUCCAUGAAGCGGCCACCGCCACCGCCUCUUGCUCCUGCCAGCCCUCUGCAGUUUGAGCCCCAAGGGAAGCGCUACAGUGUAAUGGGCAGCCAUGUGGUCUAUCAGUCGUGGAGCUUUGCCUUUGGGAUGAACGUGAACACCGGGCCACGUCUCUUUGACAUCAGGUUCGGCACAGAGAGAAUAGUCUAUGAGCUGAGUUUGCAGGAAGCCCUGGCCACGUAUGGGUCUGACUGUCCGGGUGGAAUGGUGACCAGGUACAUGGACGGCAGCCUUGGCAUUGGGAAGUUCUCUUUUGAACUGGUGCGGGGUGUGGACUGCCCCUAUACCGCCACCUAUGUGGACCGACACUACUUGAUAGAGUCUGAUACCCCCAAACUAAACAAGAACUCUUUCUGCAUCUUUGAGCAUGACAUGGGGGUGCCUCUGCGUCGUCAUUUCUCCAACAUGGGCUCUUUUUAUUAUGGGGGUUUAGCCAAAUAUGCUUUGGUCUUAAGGGCGGUUUCCACCCUCAUCAACUACGAUUAUGUCUGGGAUUUUGUUUUCUACCAAAAUGGUGCUAUUGAAGUCAAGGUCCACGCCACAGGAUACAUCAGCUCCUCCUUCUUCACUGGCCAGGGAAAGGCGUAUGGGAACAGGGUUGGGGAGCACACGCUUGGGACCAUGCACAGCCAUCUCAUGAACUACAAAGUAGACUUGGAUGUUGCAGGAACCAAGAACUCCUUGGUGGCCCUUGAUAUGGCAUUUGAGACGGUGCAGGUGCCCUGGAGCCCAGAAUACCAGAUCCAGCGCCCCGUGCUCACAAGCCAAGACCUGGACAAGGAGGAAAAAGCCGCCUUCCCACUUGAUGGCAAAGUCCCACGGUAUCUGCACUUCACCUCCAGCCAGGAGAACCAGUGGGGCCAUCAGCGUAGCUACCGCAUCCAGAUUGUCAGCUUUGCAGGCGAGCACCUGCCUGAAGCAAGCACCAUGGAGAAGUCCAUCAGCUGGGGCAGGUACAAGGUGGCUGUCACCAAGCGGAAAGAGGAGGAGAUGACCAGCACCUCCAUCUAUAACCAGAAUGACCCUUGGGAUCCCUUGGUGGCCUUUGCCGACUUCAUAGACAACGAGACUAUCAGCAAUGAGGAUCUCGUGGCUUGGAUCUCAGUUGGCUUCUUCCAUGUGCCUCAUGCAGAGGAUAUCCCCACUACAGUGACUGUGGGCAAUGCGGUAGGCUUUUUCCUUCGGCCUUACAACUACUUUGGUGUCGACCCCUCAGUCAAGUCCCCGGAUAGUGUCUACUUCACCAUUGGCCAAGAUGUUGACAAGUGUGACUUCAACCAGGCUGCCUGCUUGCCGAAGACAGGCUCCUGUUCACCCAGCCUCCCGAGUUUUGCUUUCACAGGCUUCCAGAACCUGACAGGCCCCUGA